Diabrotica virgifera virgifera (western corn rootworm) is the source of this 2621-nucleotide messenger RNA. RefSeq names its product ionotropic receptor 25a (gene Ir8a). The coding region runs from base 1 to 2556 and encodes 851 amino acids. Gene Ontology annotation, biological process: monoatomic ion transport; synaptic transmission, glutamatergic; modulation of chemical synaptic transmission. The record is from RefSeq and is a predicted model, not a curated record. Gene Ontology annotation, molecular function: glutamate-gated receptor activity; transmitter-gated monoatomic ion channel activity involved in regulation of postsynaptic membrane potential. Lineage: Eukaryota; Metazoa; Arthropoda; Insecta; Coleoptera; Chrysomelidae. Gene Ontology annotation, cellular component: plasma membrane; postsynaptic membrane. The transcript has 13 exons.
AUGAUCUUUCUAAUAAAGGACAAAGGCCAGGAGCAAUUCGUGGAGAGGUUCAAAGAAGUGAUAGCCUCAAAUGCUCUACCAGUAAAAGUAGAGACCAUCCUUCUUAACGCUGAAGAAUUAUUGCAAAAUAUAUCUACAGCGUGUAACGCCCUUUCACGAGGGGGAAACUUGGUGGUAGAUAUCAGUUGGUCUGAAAAUAAACAAACCAAAGAUACGUUUGUUAAUGCUACCGUUCCUUAUACAAAAAUCGAUGUCUCGAUCAAACCAUUUUUAGAUCUGCUGGACCAAUAUCUUACUCUAAGAAAUAGUUCAGAUGUAACCAUUAUUUUUGAGGAUUCAUCAUAUAUUGAUCAAACAAUGUACUACUGGUUGAACACGGCAGAAAUGAGGCUGAUAAUGAGUGAGACCUUAAACUCAGCAACCAUAAAGAAGUUAAAAGACAUCAGGCCUACGCCAAACAACUUUGCGCUCUUUGCAUCAACGCAGAACAUGAACAAGCUUGUUAAGACGGCAGUACAAGAAGAUAUAGUCAAACUUCCCGAACGAUGGAACUUGGUUUUCCUGGAUUUCGAAUUCCAUAAAUUCAACCAAGCUUUAGUCGCGAACAAACCUAUCAACAUUUUAAAUGUCGCCAUGGAUAUAUGUUGCAUACUCACCGACCAAGGUAACCUAUGCGAUUGUCCUACUGAUUUCAACCUUAGACAACAAUUUUUCCGAAGAGUUUUGUUCUUGAUUUUGAGUUCCGUGGAGGAGAUGAUAGCAGAGGGGAUCGAGUUUCCAGUUUUUGAUUGUGAUGAACCACAGCCUAGGGAACAGAUCCAUAAAGUGUUUGAAGAUUUGCUGGCCAGUAAUAUUGAGAACGAUAAUUUGCUUGUAUACAAUACUUCAAGAGUAUCGAUGAAAACGUAUGGUUACUUCAAGGUUGUAAAAAAUAACAGUAUAAAUAUACUCGCUAAAUAUGACGAUGGAGUUGUACAUAUGUUGGACAACAAUACCAUAAAGCCUUUACGAGCAUUCUAUGGCAUUGGAGUAACGCACGCAAUACCGUGGUCUUAUAAAAAACCAGAUCCCGUUACAGGAGAAUUGAAGUGGACUGGAUACUGUGUAGAUUUUGCUAUAGAAAUAGCAGAGAGGCUGAAAUUUGAUUAUGAGUUUGUUGAACCACUCCAAGGAACAUUUGGAGUUAAACAAAAUGGUAUCUGGAAUGGUGUUGUUGGCGAUUUGGUAGCUGGGAGAACAGAUAUUGCAGUUACAGCUCUCAUUAUGACUGCUGACAAGGAGGAAGUAGUCGAUUUUGUUGCUCCUUAUUUUGAGCAAACGGGGAUAACAAUAGUAAUGCGCAAGCCAGUACGAAAAACGUCGUUAUUUAAAUUUAUGACAGUCCUUAAAUUAGAAGUAUGGUUCAGUAUUGUGGCUGCAUUGAUUGUUACUGGAUUUAUGGUUUGGUUUUUGGACAAAUACUCUCCUUACAGUGCAAGAAACAACAAAAAAGCAUAUCCAUAUCCUUGCAGAGAAUUUACACUGAAAGAAAGUUUUUGGUUCGCGUUAACAUCCUUUACACCACAAGGAGGAGGAGAAGCACCAAAAGCAUUGUCUGGUCGAACUCUAGUUGCGGCAUAUUGGUUAUUCGUGGUGCUCAUGUUGGCAACGUUUACUGCUAAUUUAGCGGCUUUCUUGACAGUUGAAAGAAUGCAGGCGCCAGUCCAGUCUUUAGAACAAUUAGCGAGACAAUCAAGAAUUAACUACACAGUCGUAAAAAACUCCCAAACCCAUCAAUACUUUAUUAACAUGAAAUAUGCUGAAGAUAUUCUUUAUAAGAUGUGGAAAGAACUGACUUUGAACGCGUCAAUAGACGACGGUAGAUACAGAGUAUGGGACUACCCAAUCAAAGAACAAUACGGUCACAUUCUUCUAGCAAUCAACGAUUCCAUUCCCGUAGAAAGUGCGCAAGAAGGAUUUGAUAACGUAAAUGAGCAUUUGGACGCUGAUUACGCUUUUAUACACGAUUCCAGUGAAAUUAAAUAUGCGAUUAGUAAAAAUUGUAAUCUUACAGAAGUUGGUGAGGUUUUCGCUGAAAAACCUUAUGCAGUUGCUGUACAGCAAGGAAGUCAUCUUCAGGAUGAUAUCAGUAAAGUGAUUCUACUCCUUCAAAAACAACGCUACUUUGAAGGAUUGCAAGAAAAGUAUUGGAAUCAUUCAGCUAAAGGGGACUGUCCAAGUACUGAUGAUAACGAAGGAAUUACUUUAGAGAGUUUAGGUGGAGUAUUCAUAGCCACAUUGUUCGGCCUCGCCCUAGCGAUGAUCACCUUGGCUGGAGAAGUAUUCUAUUAUAGACGAAAGUACAAAGAAAUGGAGAGACAAAAAUAUUUCACGCCGCAACAGUCCAACAAGAUCGUACCAACCAUCUCGCCGUUUUAUCCAUCUGAGAUAAAGCCCAUGAAGGUGGCCAUCAAUCCAGCCCAUUUCUCCUCCAAGAUCAAAGCAGACGAAGCUUGGAAUACUUCUAACCUUAUUUUGUUCCCCAAAGGAAGGAAUAGGGUUACGAAACUAAACUAAGACUUAGUGUUUUGGAUGAUUUGAUAUGUAGUGAGCGUAUAAUUAUUAUAUGUUGUUAUGAUUAA